Owenia fusiformis is the source of this 1530-nucleotide messenger RNA. Lineage: Eukaryota; Metazoa; Annelida; Polychaeta; Sabellida; Oweniidae. The record is from the annotation of a GenBank genome assembly.
GUAAGUUGACUAUUCCAACUGGAGUUGAGUGCAGAAAAGCAGUCGGAAGCGAAGUGAAGCAACCAGAAGCAGAGAAGCAGAAGGAAGCAUGCGGUUGCCGUUAUUAACAACUCUUCUGUCUCUCGUGUUGUUACUAGUGGCGGUACAUCACGUCUAUGAAGUACAAUCUUCAGCAGCCUUAGUACUAAAAGGUUUAUUCUACGGGACACAGGCUACUACCCUAGGCUUGAGUUUAGCCAGUUGGGCUAGUCAUGGAUGCUCGUACUAUCCCUCAAUAUGUGACCUUCAGCGUGAAAUCGACACCCUCACCCCACGAGUGGAAGCAAUAGCAGCUAAUCUCAAUACUGACGCUGAAAGGUUGAAACAAAUGGAUGGUGUGAACACAGACCUCUACAAUACUCUCACCACAGCAAAUGGCAAAAAUGAACGUAUCGUAGGCAAACUUGAGAUGAUCCGGGAAUACUCUGCUGAUAUCGUAGUUUUACUCAAGGAAGUUGCAGGGGUAUCUGUGACAACUAUAGACCCUGAACAAAUGGAAACUGAUGUCAAUGCGAUUACUACAAACAUCCAAGGUGUCAAGGCUCAGAUAAAGGCUUUGGAGGAGAGUAUGAAGAUGCACAGCUAUAUGCACGGGGCUUUCUUGGCUGUUGAAAUCCUACCAAAGACUCUCUACUUCGCCAAUAAUGCAUACAAUCAUUAUAAGUGGAGAAAAAGCAUGAGAAAUAUUGAUACCACCAACUUUCAACGGCAAAAAAUCCAAAAGAUCUAUGAAGCUCAUUCGACCACUGGUCAAAAAUUAAGUCGCAUGGACAUCUACUUGAAAGCAAACCCAAGAAUCGCAAAAGCCUUGAAGGUCGCUGCAUAUGGAGUCGGAUUUCUCUUGAAUGGCAUUGUUUUGUACUUUGAUAUCUCAACAGCGAAGGCAUCUAGGGAUAGCCUAAAAAUUGUCCGAGAUGAUUUGAAUAAUAUCAUAGCAGACAGCGCUGCCACUCAAACUACACUAACAGAGAAUAUCGCCACCGAGAUCGAAGCCGCGGCUGAAAUGGAAGUCAGCUACGAGCAAAUAAAAGAAGGGUUCGUAAACGGCAGCGACUUCACGAACCAGUUGAAUGAUUAUUCAGACUCUGUAUAUGACGAAAGUCUCGCCGACAUCCCUCAAUAUACCGACGAAAACGUGAACAAAGAAAACCUGGUUGCAAGUCAGAACGAGUAUAUUGACUGGCUCAUUGCGCAAGAGACAAAUCUUCAAGGAUUCUUUAACCGCAUGAAAGCCGUGGAGUCCAUCCUAAAAAUGGUUGCGUUACCAACAGCCCCGAUGAUGGCAUUCCAGUUGGUCAUGAUAGGCCAAUCACACGAUCCAACCAUCACUUUAGAGAUCGUUCUUGAUGUCAUCGCUGAUGCCAAACCCGAAGUCACCUUCUGGCCAGAUUUUGACAUGACUGCCUUUCAACCAACGCAGCAUGAUCUCAGACCAUAUAGAGUGUGAAUACCAAAAUGUAAUUAGAAUAAAUCUUCUGCAUGUAAAAGCAA